AUGGAAAAUGAAGAACCAGUUCUUCCUCAAUCUCACGGUUGUAACAUUCAAGGUAUGGAUCGGGUGGUGGCAACAAUUACUGGUUACCAUGAACCAGAUAGAUUCAACCUUAUUAAGCUGAUUUCGUAUGCCGGUGCUAAUUACGUUGGAAUGAUGUCAAAAUCAAUAACGCAUCUGGUGUGUUGGAAGUUUGAAGGAAAGAAAUAUGAUAUUGCUCGAAAAUUUAGAAUACCUAUAGUCAACCACCGUUGGGUUGAAGACUGCAUAAAGGAAGGAAGGCGUGUCCCGGAAGAUUCUUAUACCAUGCAAAGUGGACAUGAAGUAGGGCCAUUGUUAAUGGAAGUUCCUGUCACUGUUCAAGCAAAUAGCUUGUCGAAGAAAAAAGUGGUUAGUGGCAGUUUAUGUGAUAUUCGAUCUGAAAGGCAAAAUAGUGACUUCAGUUCUUGGCUCUGUGGAAUUUCUAUUUUGGAAGAUUCUUCUUUAUUGAGAAAGCAUGAGGAGUCAAGUUCAUAUUCAUCUAGACGGUCAAAGAAAGGUAAAAGAAAUAGUGAGAAUGAAGUAAGUACUGAAGCAAGACAUUCUCGUAAAGGAAGAAAGGUUGUGAAAAAUGCUGGUAGUGUGGCGUUAGACCCUAUAAUUUUGGAUUUAAGUACAGACGACCAGCUUAUCGAAAUGGAUCUACACACUGAAGCUGCAGCUACUUCUACCAUUUCUAGCCGUGUCAAUAUUGGCAAUAUUCAAGAAAAUAGUGAAGGACUUGAUAUUGGACUAUCUAGACAAAGUAGAACUAUCGAUGGAAGUUCAAAUGGCAUUGAGCAGAGUAGAGAUUCAUAUAAUUUAUCUACUCCCACAAAUUCAACUUCGUUUGUUGAAGAUCCCCUUCCUUUGACACAAACUUCAGUAGACUUAUGUUCCAGUGCUGCGGAAAAGUCCACUGGUGGUGACAUGGUUGAUAAUUUUGAUGACUUACCUACUACAAAGGACUUGUCAUGUGUUAUAUGUUUCACAGAUUUCAGUUCAACAAGGGGGAUUUUAGCCUGUGGACAUCGGUUUUGUUUUCCAUGCAUCCAGGGUUGGGUUGAUCACAGAAUUGCAAUGGGAAAAAUUUCAACCUGUCCUUUGUGCAAGGCAAGUAUUACAGGGAUCAUGAAAGUUGAGCAUGCAGCCACCACUGAUCAAAAAGUUUACUCCCAGACAAUUCCAUGUGACUACCCAGGCUCAGAUAUUUUUAUCCCCAUGGAUCAUGAAUUUCGAAACAAUAGCAUAGAGUCCUCCCGUGCAGGUGCUUGUGUAAUUUGCAGUGGUCGAGAACCUGAGGAUCUACUUCACAAUUGUGAUGUUUGUGGAAGUCGAAGAAUUCAUUCCUAUUGCAUGGACCCUCCUUUACUGCCUUGGACAUGCAGUCCCUGCAAGGAACUUCGAAUGAUUUAUCGUAACCGUUCAUAUUAG
Messenger RNA from Vicia faba (fava bean), 1449 nucleotides. The record is from the annotation of a GenBank genome assembly. Lineage: Eukaryota; Viridiplantae; Streptophyta; Magnoliopsida; Fabales; Fabaceae.